UGGCUAUUACCAUUAUUCAAAAUUGUAAAGAAAAGACAACUGCAAGAAUCAGAUUUAUUUACUACAUUACAUGAUGAUAAAAGUCGAGUAUUACUAAAUCUCUUUAAUAAGAAUUGGCAGGACAAGAACCUAAAGGCUAAUCAAAAAAUUAGUUUACUGAAAACUUUCUGUAGAUGUUUUGGCACUACUUAUAUGCUGAUUGGUAUUAUACUCUUUAUUAAUAUGGCUUUUACAAUCGUUCAACCUCUAUUUGUUGGCUUACUGAUUGCCUAUUUUAUUCCUGGCUCUAACAUAUCUCAGAAUCAAGCUUUCCUGUAUGCUGGCGGGCUAUCAUUGGCUACGCUAUCCAUUACAAAUAGCGAGCAAUGGUUUUUUUUCACCACUUCUCGGUAUGGCAUUAAAGCUGGCGUAUUGCUUUCAUCUGUGGUCUUUCAAAAAGCAUUGAAACUUAACGCUGGCGCUAUGUCAAAGACAAGCAUUGGUCAUGUUGUCAAUUUGUUGGCUAAUGAUGCUUUGCAACUCAAAGAAGCUUUCCAUUUCUUGCACAUGCUUUGGAUUUCACCUCUAUUAGUGAUUGCAUUGACGGUAUUGUUAUUUCAACAAGUGGGUGUCUCUUGCUUCGUUGGAUUAGGUGUUCAGAUAUUUAUGCUACUACAACAGGGAUUUAUCGCAAGCUAUUUAAUAAAGUUUAGGCAAAAUUAUUUAAAAUUCGCUGACGACCGUGUACGUAUAAUGAACGAAAUCAUUGCGAGCAUGAGAACUAUCAAGAUGUACGCAUGGGAAAAAUCGUUCGCUAAUAUGAUUAAACCAUUGCGAAGAAAUGAAACUAACAAGGUGUUUUCGGGGCAAGCAUUGAUUGCAUUAAAUCAAGCCAGCUAUUUACUCAUAAAUACGAUGACAUCAUUUACGACGAUUACUGUUUAUGUUCUUCUUGGCAAUUCGAUCAAUUCCGCCAAAGUUUUCACCGUUUAUUCAAUGCUAAAUGCACUUCAGAUACCGUUAUCUAUUGGUAUUCCUCAAGCAGUUCAGGCUAUCACAGAUUGUAUUGUUACGUUUAAAAGAAUUGAAGAGCAUCUGUUACUAGAUGAAUUAGACGAAAACAAAGGUUAUAAUAGAAUACCAACAUCCGAGAAUGGAGGCGAAGUUGUCGUAGAUAAUGUAUCAGCUGAAUGGAAUAACGGCUUUAAUUUACAGAAUAUCUCUUUUACUGUCGAUUGUGGUAAAUUAUGCGCAUUGGUUGGACCUGUUGGAUGUGGAAAGACUUCCAUAUUAAUGUCAUUACUAGGCGAGUUACCAUUAUCUACAGGAACAAUGAGGAUUAAAGGCAAAAUCGGGUAUGUUCCUCAGCAACCCUGGGUAUUCUCAGGUACCGUAAAAGAUAAUAUUCUAUUCGGUUCCGAAUAUAAAGAAGACAAAUAUAUAAAAGUCCUUGAAGCUUGCGCCCUGACUAAGGAUUUACAGUUAUUACCAUAUAACGAUUUAACAUACGUUGGAGAACGAGGAGUACGUUUAAGUGGAGGACAGAAGGCUCGUAUUAGUUUGGCUAGGGCUGCAUAUUGCGAUGCUGAUAUUUACAUAAUGGACGAUCCAUUAAGUGCUGUAGAUGUAGAAGUUGCCCAACAUUUAUUUGACAAGUGUAUUUGUGGGCUAUUAAAAGAUCGAAUUCGUAUAUUAGUAACUCAUCAAAUCCAAAUGCUAGACAAAGUCGAUUAUAUACUAGCUGUGCAAGGUGGUAAGGUAAAGCAUAGUGGCUCAUUGGCACAAUUAGUAGAGGAAGGUAUCGAUUUCACAGCAUUACUAAACACUGAUGACAAGGAAGAUCGUCCUGAAUUGAAAAAGGCUAAGUAUGAUAAUAAAGAAGAUACAACGUUAAGUGAAGAAAGAAGAGACGAAGGAAAAAUUAGUUACAAGACAUAUAUUACGUUCUUAAGCUCGGGAAAUGGUGUCAUUGUCUUCGCUUUAUUCCUAUUAAUAAGUUUGAUAAGUCAAGGAUCAAUUGUAGUAACAGAUUGGUGGUUAUCAAGAUGGUCAGAUAGCUUUACAAAUUCAAUGUCGAAUGGAAGUAACAGCAGUAAUAUACACGUACUUGAUCGAAGAUCAGCGUUUGGAUUAACGAAUAGGAUGACGAUAAUCAUUUAUAGUUGUCUUCUACUUGUUACAUGGAUAUUGACUGCAACUAGAUGUAUUGCGACUGUAAAAAUUGCGAUCGACUCAGCUAUCAAUUUUCACAAUCGAAUGUUAAAUUCAAUAUUGGCAGCACCUAUCUACUUUUUCGAUACUAAUCCAGUCGGUCGUGUAUUGAAUAGAUUUUCUAAAGAUCUAACUCAAGUAGAUGAUGAUCUUCCGUUUACAACAUCUCAAGUUGUACAGAUUGGAAUUUACUGUUGUGGAAUGAUAGUAGCAACAUCUAUAUUUAAUCCAUGGGUUCUAAUUCCUGCAAGUGCUGUUGUGAUAAUUUUUAUUUAUAUUCGUAAAGUUUAUUUAAAUUUAUCGAGAGAAAUUACACGUCUAGAAGCAACAGCCAGCAGUCCAAUCUAUGGUCAUAUAUCUUCUACCUUACAUGGAUUAACAAUUAUUCGAGCUUUCAAUGCACAAGAUCGGUUUAUGGAGCAGUUUAUGACAUACCAGGAUAAUCAUACAAGAGCAGCAGUUCUAAUUGCAGCGUUGGCACGAUGGUGUGGUUACCAUCUUGACGUUUUAAAUGGAUUAUUUUUGACGUGUGUAGCAUUUGCCGGAGUAUUCAGCGUUAACGAUGUUAGUGCUGGUAUAAUUGGUCUUUCUCUGAGUUACUCAAUCCUUUUAUUGGGAAAUACUCAAUGGUUUAUAAGACAGUCUGCGGAACUUGAAAAUCAGAUGACUUCAGUAGAAAGAAUAAAAGAAUAUACGGAGAUAAGUCCGGAAAUUAGCAAUGCAAAAAAUAAUUUACCAAAGGAUUGGCCUAAUGAUGGCAAAAUACGUCUUGAAAAUGUAUCAUUUCGUCAUCAUGAUAAUUUACCUUAUGUACUACAUAACAUAAACUGCGUUAUUGAAGGUGGUGAAAAGAUCGGGGUCGUUGGGCGAACUGGCGCUGGAAAAUCGUCAUUAGUAGCAACGUUAUUUCGUAUGGCAGAUGUUAAAGGAGAUAUUAAAAUAGAUGAAGUUUCAACUGCAGAUAUUAGAUUAGAUAUCCUUCGCAGUAAUAUAUCUGUAAUACCUCAGGACCCUUCGCUAUUUAUUGGCACUCUUCGUAGUAACCUUGAUCCAUUUAAUAUUUAUGAUGACAAACAAUUAUGGAACGCCUUACAAGAGGUACAACUAUCGGAAUACGUCUCCAACUUGUCUCGCAAAUUAGACGAUGAGGUAUCAGAAGCAGGAUCGAAUUUCAGCGUAGGACAAAAACAAUUGCUUUGUCUUGCCAGAGCAAUAUUAAAGAAGAAUAAAAUUUUGGUAAUAGAUGAGGCAACCGCAAACGUUGAUUUUAAUACGGAUCAAGUAAUACAGAAAUCUAUUAGAAGCAGAUUUCAUCAUUGUACUGUCAUCACGAUCGCUCAUCGACUCAAUACUGUAAUAGACUGUGAUCGGAUUAUGGUUUUUAAGGACGGUCGGUUAAUUGAAUUUGAUUCACCCUUCGCCCUACUACAAAAUAAAAAUUCUGAAUUUGCUAAUAUGGUUAGCAAGAGUGGUUGGAACGAAUAUGAAAGACUAUUCAGUAUAGCUCGAAAAGCUAAUGAAUUUAACUAUAAUAAAUCAAAUGGUACCAUACUAUCACGAAGUAUUGUUACAAAUAUCGACGAUGUUGAAACGAAAAUUUUAUCUCAUCGGUCUAAUCAACAUCGUUUUACAGAUGUUUAA
Molecule: messenger RNA, 3831 nt
Organism: Trichoplax adhaerens
Lineage: Eukaryota; Metazoa; Placozoa; Uniplacotomia; Trichoplacea; Trichoplacidae
Exons: 22
Biological process (GO): transmembrane transport
Cellular component (GO): membrane
Molecular function (GO): ATP binding; ABC-type transporter activity; ATP hydrolysis activity
Source: RefSeq, a predicted model, not a curated record